This is a messenger RNA of Neurospora tetraspora, 1059 nucleotides long. RefSeq lists its product as uncharacterized. The coding region runs from base 1 to 1059 and encodes 352 amino acids. The transcript has 3 exons. NCBI's taxonomy places the organism in Eukaryota, Fungi, Ascomycota, Sordariomycetes, Sordariales, Sordariaceae. The record is from RefSeq and is a predicted model, not a curated record.
AUGCAUCUCCUACUCUGCCUCCAAGUUCUCCUCCUAAUCUCCUCCACGACGGCAUCCCUACUGCCUCCUUCUUCCUCAAUCAACUAUUCCGUUCCCCCUCCACCCACCCUUUCUGCCCCAGCUCAAGGGCACGGCCUUAACCCCCGUCUCUCCUGGGACGACAUCGUCAACGGCGCCAAAAGCUUGUACUCCCAAGCCAUGGCCACGCCCACUACCAUCGAGCCCCCCUCGAGCCCCUCGGCAACAGCAGCUGUGCAUGGAGAUCUUCAGGAGGGAGACGGGUAUAACAACAACACGCAAUUCAAGGGGGAAACCGCGGUCGUAUCUGUCGUCAACAUCACACCUUUCAGAUCAACAGAAGACAUCUCAUCAACGCCUUCUCGCAAUGCGCUUCUUUCCUCUCCUCUCAUUGCUGGCAUAUGGCCUCCUCGGCCUGCCUUUUGGCGCCGCCGCUCCUUUUCCAUCAGCGAAUUCCUUGAGCCUGAAGGAGCGCAACUCGAAGCCCCUCCACUCGAAACGGGAACUCCCAAGUCCGAUAUCGCUAUGUCUCCCAUCACUCCGGUAGUGGCGAGGAAACGACAGGAAAGCCCUUCCACAGAUCUAUCACCGAAUACGGUCAAGAGAUCAAAGGCUACGCCCCGCCUGACCGAGAGACAGCAAGAAGGUUCAGCAACCGAGGAGAGAUCACCGAACAUGCCAGGCGCCGAGGAAAGGGCAUGGUCCGGCCUCGGCAGCCGAAGUGCUGAUAGCGAUAAUAACGAUCCUACGGUGGCCGUACGUGCCAACACCCCCAGCACCCCCAGCACCUCCGACUCAGCCAAGGACUCUGACUACAACAAGAAGUAUGGGUAUUGGGUGCCCCUAUACCCCGCGUGGUACGUCUGUAUCGGAAUAGGCAUUUGUUUUACUGGGUGGCUUAUCUAUCAAAUUGUCGCUUGUAUUGUGGGUGGGAGCGAUACUGUGAGGUAUUUCAAAUCGUGGAAGAAAAUCAUACGGGCUCGCUUCCGCAGAAGGGCUGAGAGGAGGGAGGCAAAGAGCGAAGUGGUAGCUCCAGCUUAA